Parnassius apollo (apollo) is the source of this 231-nucleotide messenger RNA. NCBI's taxonomy places the organism in Eukaryota, Metazoa, Arthropoda, Insecta, Lepidoptera, Papilionidae. The record is from the annotation of a GenBank genome assembly.
AUGGAUGAUUCACAAGUGGAAAGGUGGCUGCAUGAGCUAGAUACUGAAGAUGAAGAAGUGAUUGAGAGUGAAGAUGAUGAAAUCCAGCCAGAACCAGACUUGCAGGACUUAGUCCGCGAGUCAGAACUCCGUGAAAAUGAAGAAGAAAGAUUGAGUGAAUCUGACGAAACAUCAGGUUCAGAUAACGUUCCACUCGCAACUAGCAACCGGAAGGCGCAGUCCAGUCUAUAA